CACAUAAGCGAUUUAAGUUUGCGGAGCAAAAAACCCGCACAUUUGCUUGCCGUCUUUGCACAGUGCUACAUACCCCUUGAAUAUAAGUAAAGUUGAAGUCGCUUCGAUACUUUCAUUCCAUAAGCAUUCCGGAAUAGAUUUAGAAACAAUGGCUGAACCCAAAGCUGAUAUUGCUCUCAUCGGCCUGGCUGUAAUGGGCCAAAAUCUUAUCCUCAACAUGGAUUCAAAAGGCUUUGUUGUUUGCGCUUACAACAGGACUGUUGAAAAGGUCGACCAUUUCCUUGCAAAUGAAGCAAAGGGGACAAAAAUCAUUGGAGCCAAAUCAUUAGAAGAUAUGGUACAGAAAUUGAAGAAACCCAGAAAAGUUAUGCUUUUAGUCAAAGCGGGCUCAGCUGUGGAUGCAUUUGUUAAGAAUCUCUUGCCAUUGUUAGAGAAAGGUGACAUUAUAAUUGAUGGUGGUAAUUCUCAGUACACCGACACACAGAGAUGGUGCAAGGAAUUGGCAUCAACAGGAAUUCUAUAUAUUGGAAUGGGGGUUAGUGGCGGAGAAGAUGGUGCUCGUUAUGGGCCAUCUCUAAUGCCCGGAGGUCACCCUGCUGCUUGGCCUGCGGUCAAACCAAUAUUCCAAGCUAUUUGUGCUAAAGUGAACAAUGAGCCGUGUUGCGACUGGGUUGGUGAGGACGGCGCCGGUCAUUUUGUAAAGAUGGUCCACAAUGGUAUUGAAUAUGGUGAUAUGCAACUUAUUUGCGAAGCUUACCAUCUAAUGAAAGAUGUUCUUAAUUUAGAACAGGGCGAGAUAGCACAAGUUUUCUCUGACUGGGGCAAAGGAGAAUUGGAUUCGUUCUUGAUUGAUAUCACAUCUGAUAUAUUGAAAUUUAAGGAUACUGAUGGUUCUUAUUUGCUUCCUAAGAUUCGUGACGCAGCUGGCCAGAAAGGUACUGGAAAAUGGACCGUGAUCAGUGCUCUGGAGUACGGAGUGCCUGUUACUCUAAUCGGAGAAGCUGUGUUCGCUAGAUGUCUCUCUGCACUUAAAGACGAGCGCAUCAAGUCAAGCAAAACUCUUUCGAAGUCUGUUGUGAAAUUUGAUGGUAACAAAGCCGAGUUUAUUGAACAUCUCCGCAAAGCACUUUAUGCCAGUAAAGUGAUUUCUUACGCCCAAGGAUUCAUGCUCCUUAGAGAAGCAGCUCAGGUAAACAAGUGGCAUUUGAACUACGGCAGCAUUGCUCUUAUGUGGCGUGGUGGUUGCAUCAUCAGAAGUGCUUUCUUAGGCAACAUCAAGGAAGCAUACACCAAGAACCCAGCAUUAACAAACUUAUUGUUGGAUCCAUAUUUCUCUAAGCAAGUCUCCAACUCUCAAAUGUCACUGCGGCGUGUGGUAGCGCAAGCUGCGCUGUCCGGUGUACCCUCACCUACUUUCUCCGCGGCUCUGGCAUUUUAUGAUGGAUACAGCUCUGAUGUAUUGCCCGCUAAUCUCUUGCAGGCACAACGUGACUAUUUUGGCGCCCAUACAUAUGAACUGCUCACCAAACCAGGCGACUUCGUACAUACAAACUGGACCGGCCAUGGAGGAAAUGUAUCCGCUUCUACAUACAACAACUAAACUUUUAAUAUUGCAACAUAGUUUACGGAUUUAUUUUUAAUUAUUAUACUUCUUUUGAUUUUA
This is a messenger RNA of Papilio xuthus (Asian swallowtail), 1663 nucleotides long. RefSeq names its product phosphogluconate dehydrogenase (gene Pgd). Lineage: Eukaryota; Metazoa; Arthropoda; Insecta; Lepidoptera; Papilionidae. Gene Ontology annotation, biological process: pentose-phosphate shunt. The record is from RefSeq and is a predicted model, not a curated record. Bases 149 to 1600 code for a protein of 483 amino acids. Gene Ontology annotation, molecular function: phosphogluconate dehydrogenase (decarboxylating) activity; NADP binding. The transcript has 12 exons.